AACCUCACAAUCAGUAGGCUAUGGCUAACUUCAUACAAUCGAAGCUGCGAAGUCCUAGUUUCUAGAAUUUCUAUUUUCUUAAGAAUACCUGUGUUGAUGUACAAAUAAACAAAUAUUUUAAAGCUGUAUUGUUGUAAAUAGUGUACAUGCAGUAUGUUACUUUGACACAGUAUCCCGUAGUGAUGAUAAAUACAAGGUCAAAUCUGUUUGACAGGAGAUCAACUCGCUUCAUUCGUACAGUUAUGACUCGCAUUUCGCAGUGAUUAGGACGUCGUCGAAAAAUGGCAGAAACAAAAACCACAACUAACAGACCCAGUACAGACAGUCCGGAGCCGAAUUGUGCUAUAUGUCUAGGUAGUUGCACAAAUAAAUGCUUUUCAGAUUCAUGUAUGCAUCAAUUUUGUUUCAAAUGCCUUUUGGAGUGGUCUAAGAUUAAAGCCGAAUGCCCCUUGUGUAAGCAACCAUUCAGGUCAAUCAUACACAAUGUCAAGUCAAAUGAUGAAUAUGAUGAGCAUGUUGUUGAAACAAUUCCUACAGAAGAGCUCCAUAUCGUCGAUGAACAGUACAUGUAUUUGCCCACCCAGCCCACGAGGCACCAAUUUCAUUUUAGGACAACAUUUACUGUUGAUACAAGAGGAGAACACGCAAUUCAGCAAAUGUUACUCACACAUCCACUCACCAAUGGAGGAAUUUCCAUUGCAUAUCCUGGAAGAAGACGAGACACUUCCGCCACUAGCUUCAGGAGGUCGAUCUACAAUAGAAAUUUAUGGGUAACUUCGCCACCAGACGUCACUGGUCGCUACAGAGAUGUCUCGCCCCCAUUUUACAGACAAUGUCCUGCAGCAAGGACACGCCUGGUGCCGUGGUUGAACCGCGAACUCAACGCUCUGCUUUACGAGAACACCCAAUUAAUAAUGCGCUUGGUUGACAUCAUCAUGGAACAACUCCUCAGAUAUCACAUCUGCAGCCGCACAUUCCGAAGCAUUCUAUUCGAAUAUCUGGGUAACAAAACUGACCAUUUCGUCCACGAAUUUUACAAUUUUAUGCGUUCACCCUUCGACAUGAUCGGUUACGAUCGUCACAUCAUCUACACCGAGAGGCCCAACUCACCGACACCGUUCAUAGACGUUUCUGACAACGAUUCGGACAGCGAUGAUGUUAUCCUGGUGAGCGCCACCAACCCCGAAGAACCCGUCGUCAUCGAUUUAGUGAACACCGACUCCGACGAGCCGAUUUUAGUGUCGGAACAUCCGCCGCCACAACCGCAACAACUUGCUACGGAGAGAACGUCCGAGACUGAAGCACGCACCCCCAUUAUGCCGCUAAAGUUGCGUCUCAAACACAAGAGACAGUCUAGAGAGAAGAGGAUGCGCAGGAAACGCCAUCGUUGCAGAUCGAGCAGCAGCUCGAGCUCCAGUUCCUCUAGCAGCAGCACUAGCAGUACCACCACCAGCACCACUUCGACCACUUCCACCAGCAGCUCCAGUUCCUAUUUCAGCCCAUCCGGCACCGAGUAUAAAAUCUACAAACGAAAGAGGAGGCAGAAGAAGAGGAUCAGGAAGAGGGAACAGCACCCACCGUCGGUUUCGGAAUCCGGUUCGGAGAUGGUUCAGGUGGAGACGUCAGACUCGGACGACGUUCCCCUAUCGGCCAUUGCUAAUAAGAAAAAGUGCAAGAAGCGACCAAAGAGGAAGCACAUGGUUAAAAAUCCACACAAGGCUUACGUAGUGGUCAACAAUAAAUCUGAAAGUGGCACUUCCAGCGCGGUUAACCAGCCAAGUUGCUCUAGAACUGAUACCAAUCAGUUCGACAACAGAUCUGGUCGUAAGGAUGAUACGUCGAGAAAUGCCGACGUUAACCGUCCGAGUUGUUCCAGUUCGGCAGGUUUUCCGGAGGCCGUGUUCGUAAAAAGCGGUAGUCCGGAGCCUGGUCCUUCCACAUCAUUUUCCUCAAGGAUGCAAAAGUCAUCUAGCAGUCACAGCAGUGACGACGAAGAUUAUACUCCCCCACAGCCGGUUGUCAAAAGUGAAGUGCGUGAAAUUAAGCAAGAGGACAGGCAGACCAAUGGUGAAGGUACCAACGGUCGUCUUAGAAAUUUAUUCAUUAAGAAGGAACAAUCUAGUAACAUGUGGUAUUCAUACUGCAAUUAUAAAUCUGAGAGUGAUGACUAGUGACUGAACAAAACCAAAAAGUAAUUUUCAAGGAUGUUCUACAUGUCAUUAAUUUAACAUUUUCCUUGAAUUUUAUAGAAUUUUUGCAGAGAUGUGGUGGGAAUGAACUCAUUAAAAUUUUAAAUAAUUAAUAUUUUCUACAAAAUCUGAUUACUCAUUCUAUUUUAAAAAUCAUUGUACAUCAUUAUACAAUCUCAUACUUUAAAAUAUACUAUUUUUUACACUGAUCGGUUUUGUAAUUCAUUGUACUAUCUCAUAUUUUCAACCAUGUGUCAAUUUAUAUACUUUAUUUUAUACAUCUUGAUACCGUUUCAUGUUUUAAGAUAUUGUUAGUGUGCAUUUUACUUGAUCUGACAUUCCAUAUCAUUUCUCUGUAUAAUCAUUAUAAAAUUCUUUAAAAAAUUCUGAAAACUAUUUUUUGGCAUUCCAAAACUGAACAACAUAGUUUUAAUUUUACAAGGCUGUAAUAUUUUCUGAAAUCCUGCAGGAAAUAUAGUUGUAUUACAAGUAUGCAUUGAGUAAGUUUCUUAUCUCAUUAAUAGAAUGUCAUGCAAAAUUGUCUGAAGUGUUUUAUUUGUAAAAAAUUAGUUUUAAUUGUAUAGUUAUUUAUAUUUAUGAAAUUAUUUUAUACAUUGUUACAGUUAUACACGACCUAAGAUACAGUAAGUGAUUUGCUAUCGCCUAUAUGGAACAAUGAAUUCUGGAUCCAGUGUCUAGUCUUAGGUCAAAAUAUCAUCUCAUCUUAGGUUUGGAUUUCCAGCAUACUUUUAUUGCUGUUAUUACAAAUCUUUGUAUUUAUUUCCAUUUGUACAAUAAAAAGAACAAAAUAAAAUAUCUUGAAUGAUAA
This is a messenger RNA of Aethina tumida (small hive beetle), 3018 nucleotides long. It is a transcript of the gene Topors, whose product is annotated as E3 ubiquitin-protein ligase Topors. Lineage: Eukaryota; Metazoa; Arthropoda; Insecta; Coleoptera; Nitidulidae. Gene Ontology annotation, molecular function: ubiquitin protein ligase activity; metal ion binding. The transcript is spliced from 5 exons. Gene Ontology annotation, biological process: protein polyubiquitination; protein monoubiquitination. The coding region runs from base 282 to 2171 and encodes 629 amino acids. The record is from RefSeq and is a predicted model, not a curated record.